AGGGAACUUUGAGGUGCGUAAACGCUAUUUCCAAAAUUCCAGAGGUGCGUAAACGACGUUUACGUGUGUUUACCCUCCACUACAGCCCUGAUUACUACCAAAGGUGCACAGUUUUAAGAACGUGAUCGGGUUUCUUCAGCUUUAAAAAUGAGCAUUUAGCAGCAAGUGUGUGUGUUACCGGCACCAGACCUCGUGUUGAUCUGGACCGGCAGCACAGGUUACACAGACUACGUGUAGCCUGUGGAUUAAUAAGGAGAGAGGACACACGUUAGCGUCAUGCUCAAGCCAGAGCUUGACAUUGCAAUCAUAACAUUUUAUUUUCACAACAUGGUGUGAACAAAUUAAAUGAAUUAAAAUGUACUCCACAUCCAGUCCUACGAACAUUUAGCAACUACGGUGUAACACUGGAGUUCACGGACAGAACUAACUAGUUAGCAUUACAACAUUCGUCACCAAUUCCCUACAAAAUACAGCUAACUACAUUGGUCACACAUCUACAGUCAUGUUAAAACAUUACAGAACAUUUACACGCAUUUACCUUCGAUCUUAACCCAGGUUAAAGACAUAAAACAACUUUAGCAUACCUGUGGAUUAAUAUGGAGAGAGGACACACGUCAGUGUUGAUAGAGAACUUCCCCCAGACCUUCAUUCGUCUGAGUCUGUGUGAAGGACAAAUGGCAAGGCAAAGUCUGGGUAGGCCAGGAUGGGUGGACGGCAUAGCAUGUCAACAAGGUGAGCCACCACCGCACUGUGUUGUUGUGUCCAUUGGAUAGGUACUUUAGAUGAAAGCUGACCACUAUUUGCGUCCCUUACCUUGGUCUUGAUUCAUUUAGCUGGGUUGGUUAUGUGGUUAAUGUCUCUAGGACUCCCAAUUUCGCUGAAACAAAGGCCUGGGCUAGCCUAGAAAAGUCCUGUAUGAAGGUUCUAUAAUAACCUAGAACCCUUAAGAGAGCCCUGACCUCUCCUAAGUUUUUUUGGCUCUCUAUCCUUGAGGUGCUGAAUGGCCUCAAGGUCUUGAGGGUCUAUCUGGAUGCCUUCCGUGGUCACUAAGCGCCCUCGAUAUCUGACCUGACUUUUAAAAAGCUCACAUUUUUUGGGGGGUAACUUAAUACAGUUUUCUCGAAGGCGGUCAAGGACCUGCCUCAGGUCGUCAACGUGGUCCUGAAAAGUCUUGGAGAAUCAGAGCACGUCAUCUAAAUAUGGAGAGCAGCACUCAUCCCUUAGACCAUCAAGAACUCCCUCCAUGCAUCUUUGAAAUGCUGCUGGAGCAUUGGUCAGGCCAAAUGGGAGUCGAAUCCACCCAUAGAGACCCCAUGGCGUGCGAAAGGCAGUCAGGUGUUUGGAACUCUCAUCGACAAAACCCUGGUGGUAAGCACUUCCUUGAUCGAGUAUGGAGAACCAUGAGUAUCCCCCGAGAUUAUCCAGCAGAUUUUGGAUACGUGGAAGACGGUCAGGGACAGACGGUCAGGGACAGUUUUCCGGUUUCAAGCCUCGAAAGUCAACACACAGGCGUAGACUCUUUUUUCUGACACAGACCACUGGAGAUGAGUAGGGUGAGGUGGAUUUCCUGAUCCACCCGUGGUCAAGCAGGUUCUGGACAUAUUCCUUUACCUCUUUGUACAAGGGCUUGGGAACUGAAUUGUAGGACGUUUGGACUGGUGUUUUGUCCUUUAGGAGGAUUUGCAGCUGCAAGUUUGGGAUGCAACCAAUGUCAGAACCACCCCUGCAAAUACAUCGGACUCUUCGUACAACAUGUCUCUGACUAUCUUUUGUUCUUCCUCCUUCAGGUGUGACACGUCAACAGGGGGGUGCCAGCUCUGCUUUGACAUGCCUUUCAUCUCAUGUCUAUCACUUGUUUCUCUCUGCUGAUUUGUGUUUAGCUGAGCGGAGUAUGCGUUCGCAGUGGGAUGGGAUAGUGGCUCUGACCCACCUGGAAAACAGUUAAUUGGUUUUACUUCCAUCGCUUCCUCCAACGUGCCCAGAACCAUUCUCUUUGUGAGAUAGAUAUCAUGCUUAGUGGGGUUCUGAAUAGAAAUGUUGACUAUUUUUGUGUACCCACUUCUCUACUAAAGCCGGAAACAGCUCUAACCCUCCAGGACAGUUACUCACUAGAUUGGGUUGAAACAGCAUUGUCCCGCCCCUUGGCCACUCUCUAACUCUACACCUCACCUCACAAAUCUCCUCAGCAGGAAUUGUUACUCCUCUCCUUCCUGUCCUCACACUACACUCAAGCUCGGAAGCAGUCUCCUCAGAGGUCGAAAGCUGGAGACUAGCAACCAGUCACUGACACUUAAAGCUUCUUUAAGUAAAGCAGAAAUAUCAGCCUCCCCUCUUUGUUCCUCGUCUGUUUUGAUCAUCUCAGCUAUAACGUUACUGCCUAACAGAGGAGAGUUAAGACCAUUCUUGCUGAUCAAUACUGGCACUUGUAUAGUGACGUGUCCAUCAUUUUGACUACAGACCUGGAGUUCAACAUCUGCCCAUCCAUCAAAAGGAACAUCUGUACCAUUAGCUGACAAAAUCUCCAAGGGCUGGUCGAAAAGGAGGGAUUGGAGUGGCUGGAUUUGGACGUUGGGAAGUGUCCAUGCGCUCCCUACCACAGUCAUUUGUAGAGGAACUCCGUUGAUAGCACAUGAAACCAUGCAUCGCUUUCCUAUGAGCCGUGCUAUACACUUCGUUGGUGGUGGUUGAUGCUGUGUGUCUGCUUUUACAGACGUGACUGGUGUUGAGCCCUCUUCAGCUGUCAUGAUCACUGGCUGCCCCGCUCCAGUGACCUCAGCCCGUUUCCCGACAUCUUUUUUUUCAGACAGCCCGAUGUCCUGCUUGACCACAAACGAAGCACAUUGAGCUGUUGCUGCCCCUCUGCUGCCCCUCUGGACGUCAGGAUGUCGGCGAUGCACUGGGAGGCCAGGCGGCGCCAGAGCGCUCUGGACCGCAGGACGGCCAGAGACAGACAGCAGCUGCUGCAGAGGGGUUCUGAGACCAGCUGCAAUGCAACAGAACCAAACCCAACACAAGAGCAAACAGUUGGUGGCCAGUGUCCCCACUGUAAGGGCAACCUGAAGACACCUGUCCGUAGCAGCGCCAAGAUCCCCGACAGAUACUCAUCGUUACAGUACAACCAGCAGUGGUGAAGAAGAUGAACACCCCAGUUCCAUGACAGCGUCACAGAAUUACUGGACCAUUUGGAUAUGGCAGAACUGCAUCAUUGUGUGAUUAUCAAAUAAAAUAAAUAAUUAGGUGUUUAAAUAUAA
This is a messenger RNA of Gasterosteus aculeatus aculeatus (three-spined stickleback), 3251 nucleotides long. The record is from RefSeq and is a predicted model, not a curated record. NCBI's taxonomy places the organism in Eukaryota, Metazoa, Chordata, Actinopteri, Perciformes, Gasterosteidae.